Messenger RNA from Rhinolophus ferrumequinum (greater horseshoe bat), 710 nucleotides. It is a transcript of the gene FAM32A, whose product is annotated as family with sequence similarity 32 member A. Gene Ontology annotation, cellular component: nucleolus. Bases 88 to 393 code for a protein of 101 amino acids. The transcript has 3 exons. The record is from RefSeq and is a predicted model, not a curated record. Lineage: Eukaryota; Metazoa; Chordata; Mammalia; Chiroptera; Rhinolophidae.
CACUCAAGACCAAGGGAGGCAGGCGUUCUUCCGGAAACAGUGAACAGGAAGUGUGGCAGUUUACCUGGCGAACUGCAGACAGGCGUCAUGGCGUCCUACGAGCAGGUCCAAAAGGGGCCCUUGAAGCUGAAAGGCGUUGCAGAGGUCGGCGUGACCAAGCGGAAGAAGAAAAAGAAGGACAAAGACCAGGCGAAACUCCUGGAAGCGAUGGGAACGAGCAAAAAGAACGAGGAGGAGAAGCGGCGCGGUCUGGACAAGCGGACCCCGGCCCAGGCGGCCUUCGAGAAGAUGCAGGAGAAGCGGAUGCUGAGCAAGAGGAAGAGUCCGCGUCUGAGGGAGCUCGGACAACGGGAAGGACCUUCAGCCCGAGGGGACAGCAGAGGGGAGAGCUAGAGAUGGCGUUGAAAGGAGCCAGAGCUGGAGACCGGGUUUGUCGCUCCUUUGCCCUGUGACACUGGGCCAGUGACUCAUCUUCUUUCCGUGCCCCAGUUUCCUCAUCUGUAGGGGUCAAGAUACGUACUUUUUCCUAAAAGGAAUGGGAGCUUUGUGAUGGCAUGUAAAGCAUUUGUCACUAGGUCUGGUAUAAAGUCAUUGCUCAGUUGAUGUUAGCUGUUGAUGUUAAAUGGUCGUGCUCCCUGCUGUAAGUGUCCACAAACUCUGUUCCCGUGACGACUUCGUUGGCAGAUUCAAAUAUGUUGUUUUUAAGUGUC